Plasmodium knowlesi strain H is the source of this 1047-nucleotide messenger RNA. RefSeq names its product u3 small nucleolar ribonucleoprotein protein. u3 small nucleolar ribonucleoprotein protein. Lineage: Eukaryota; Apicomplexa; Aconoidasida; Haemosporida; Plasmodiidae. Gene Ontology annotation, cellular component: nucleolus; Mpp10 complex; small-subunit processome. Gene Ontology annotation, molecular function: snoRNA binding; rRNA primary transcript binding. Bases 1 to 1047 code for a protein of 348 amino acids. The record is from RefSeq and is a predicted model, not a curated record. Gene Ontology annotation, biological process: rRNA processing. The transcript has a single exon.
AUGUUGAGGCGAAACAUAAGAUUGCGGAAGGAGUAUUUGUACUUAAAGAAGGUGGAGGAAGAGAAAAAAAAAUACGCAGAGAAGAUAAAGAGCGUAAAGAAAAGCUACAGGGAAAAUAAAAAGAUACAAGGGGACUUAAAGAAUGAAGAGAACGAAUUGAGAAAACAGAUGAAUCUGUAUGACGAAAAAGCAAUCAAUAAAAAAUUCGAUGAUGAGUAUUUCUUUUCUGGAGUUGAAAACCCACGUGUUUUAAUUACCACGUCGAGGAACCCCUCCUCUCAGCUAGAAUGUUUUGCAAAAGAAUUUAAACUUCUCAUUCCAAAUAGCGAAAAGAUAAAUAGAGGAAGUUAUUUCAUUAAAGAUAUUUUAAACUUUGCUAGAAAGAACAACAUCACGGAUGUUAUAAUUAUCCACGAGUAUAAGGGGAUUCCCCGAAAUUUAAUAAUUUGUCACUUACCCUUUGGUCCCACUCUCUUCUGUACCAUAAAGGAUUGCAAAAUGAGACAUGAGUUCACAGAUCAACUUGGGAGCGUGUCUUCGUGCAACCCUCAUUUAAUCUUUCAUAAUUUCAACACAGAUUUGGGGAAGAGAAUUAUGUGCAUUUUUAAGUACCUAUUUCCCCCUGUUAAAAUUAGGAUGAAUAAAAGGAAGCUUUCUAUCUCCAGGAGAAAGGCACAGGGUGGAAAUUCGAACGAAGAACAAACUGGCUUGCUCAUCACCAAUAGUGUGCAACACCAUACUCUGGAUGAACAGGACGACAAGGAGAACGAUGAAUUACAAAUAACCUUCAAAAAUAAUGAGUAUUUUGAUCUUCAGAAAUUUGAGAACAACCGAGUUAUAACUUUCUUUAAUAAAAAUGACGUCAUAUACUUUCGGCACUACAAUUGGGAGACUAAUGAAAAGGGCGAAAUUAUUUUAAAUGAAGUUGGCCCCCGAUUCAGUUUUAUCGUUUACAAAAUAAACAAAGAAGCGCUCGAUUCUCUGAAUGAGGAUUAUGAGUAUGUGUAUCGUCCCUUCUUAAAUUCGAAGAAGACUCAGCUUGCAUAG